Effrenium voratum is the source of this 1301-nucleotide messenger RNA. The record is from the annotation of a GenBank genome assembly. NCBI's taxonomy places the organism in Eukaryota, Dinophyceae, Suessiales, Symbiodiniaceae.
UGUUGACAUGGGCGCAAGCCAUUUUGGAGCUGCCCGACUGUUGCGGGGCCCAGCGAAAGUCCCUUGGGUCGCGGGCAUGUGGCUCUGAGCCUCUGAGAGCAGUGGCGCCAUGGCGGAGUAUACCCUGGAUGGUGCAGACGUGUCGUGGCCUUCGGACAAGGAGCUGGCGCAGCUCCAAGAGAUCCGGAGGAUUUGCGCGGCAGAGCUUGCCGCCUUGCCCAACUCGCCGCGGGACGUCGUUGGAGACAUUCGUAUUUGCCGCUUUCUGCGCUUCAACUAUGGAGACGUGACCAAGGCAGCCAAGGGCUACUCCGAGUUUCUCAAGUGGAGAGUGACAGAAAAGAUCGACAACUUGCGCAAGGGCCUCAUCGACCUCAGCAAGGAGGAGUUUACCGAGUGGCUCGACUCGGUGCGCUCGCCCUUCGCCCCGGCGCUGGCGCCCUUUUUUGGGGAGACGCCGGACGGGCACUUGAUCAUAUUCGCGUCCCCUGGGUAUUUCAAAGCCUCAGAGUUUGCACAGAAGCGGCCCUCCUGCCACACGAUGGAUAGCGACCUGCAGCUGGUGCGCGCGAGCAUGGAGUACAUUAUGAAGCUGGUGGAUGACAACUGCUACAAGAGGCACAAGGUCUUGUACACUGUGAAGCUGGUUGAUGCCAUCCAUCUGGGGCGCGAGACCUUGCCGAUCUUCGUGCCGGAGGUCAGGAAGUUUAUGCAGGACAAUGCGGGCCAGAUCAUGGCCCACUACUGCGAUCACGACAUCCUGAUUUUGAUGGUGAAUGCCCCCUUCAUCGUGCGCCUCGUGAUAGGCUUUGCCUCUACCUUCAUGUCGAAGCGCCAAACCAACCGCAUCAAAGUGUUUUCGAGUGCUGGGUCGGCGGAGUGCCAGAAGAUCCUGAAAGCCUUGGGCCCGCCGAGUAUGCUUCCGGAGUCUCUUCAAGGGACGCGUAAGGCGGAGAACAUCCCGCUCUUCUGGCCCUUGCCGCAGGAUGAUGAGAGCAGGAUCAAGGAGUGGAUGGCACGCAGAACUGCCGGGGUCACCCGCGAGGGUGCCACGAAGCCGCCGCAGGCGGCGGAACGGACAGAGGUGGAGCAAGAACAGAUUGAGCUGCCUGCUACUCCCAUCACUAACUUGGAGGACACAGCAGAGGUGCCGGAGACGCUUUUGAAAGCCACGGAGUUGAAAGCGGUGGAGAUCGAAGAGCCUCCACCUUUGCCGGAGAGCUCGGGUUGGUUUACUUGCUGUGCUGCUCCUUAGGUCGAACCCAUUUUUCCCCAGGUCAGUGCAUUCCGAAAGCCCCACA